Molecule: messenger RNA, 2852 nt
Organism: Hippocampus zosterae (dwarf seahorse)
Lineage: Eukaryota; Metazoa; Chordata; Actinopteri; Syngnathiformes; Syngnathidae
Exons: 7
Coding region: 253-2559 (768 amino acids)
Source: RefSeq, a predicted model, not a curated record
CCGCCUUGCACAUCACUUUCACGCUUUUACGGUGCUGCACGGAUGUGCGGGUGCUUGACGGCGGGUUUUUCAUGGGCCGUGAUGAUGGAGGAGGGGGAGGGGCGCGACGCACAGGAUGCAGAGAUUCUGAGGAAAUAAACGAGGAGAAGGCCGUGGAAUUGUGACCAGACAUCAGAAGCGACGAGGAGGAGGAGGAGGAGGAGGAGGAGAGCAGUCGUUGUUCAUCUGCACAGGAGCCCGGCAUCUUCCGCUAUGGGCUGCUGGCUCUCGGGACCGUGGGUGGGCGACGCAGCACAAAGUAGCGGGCGCAGCCUGGCACACCUGAGCCAACGGGACGCGCUGCGCAUCCUCUCAGCCAGUCAGCUCCCCGUCACCAUGCAGGUCAAAAGCCAGAGGGGCCGCGGCGGUGUGGAGGCGGACCCCCGGGGCACCUGGGAGGCCCUGCCCCUCAACCUGCAGCACCUCAACCUGCCCCUGCCCAGGAUGCCGGCGGGGCUCAACGCUCCCAGCCCUACCUAUCAGGACAGACAUUAUUUUGGCCACUUGUCUCUACCGCAAGAUCACUACGACGGAGGACACUACGGCUACCUGUCCAGCUCUCCAAUUGACACUGUGGACAUGAGCCACCAGGACCCGGAAGUGAGUGGCCGGCGAUCUAAGGGGCAGAACUGCCUGUUGGGAUGUUGCAACAUCAACCUCGAUGAGCCCAAAGGAUACCGCAGCCAGACGGACGAUGACGACUACAUGCCGGACAAGCCCAUGGGCUUCCUCCCCCUCCACCACGAGCUGGAUAGCGGCCUCGGCUGGACCGACGGGUCCCUCCACCAAGGUGACCUCUCCGGGCUGGAGACGGAGGAGGCCGGCUUGGAGGAUUGCCACUCCCACGGAGCCUUGGGCCCCGGCGGCUGCGGGGCCUUCGGACCCGGCGGCGGCGGCGGCUCGCCUUCCUCAGAGUCCUUCAUCUCGUCGGAACUCAGCGACUCGGGCUUCUACAGCACCGGCGAGUUCCGCCACUUCCAAAGGAUGCUGGAAAAGCGCAUGCGGCUGUACAACGCCAGGCUGCAGCACCAGGGAGAGACGUGCGAGAGGCGGGAGCGUCGUGACAGCUGCCCCAUGAGCCACCGCGAGCUGCUGGAGGCCAUCCCCGAGACGCUCACCAUGCAGCCCCCGUGUCAGCACAUGCAGAUGGGGAUGGAGGAGGCCGCCGGGUCCGUCUUGGACGUGCCGAACCGUGGACUUUUCAGGGUGUCAUCGGUCCAGUUCCACAAAGCCGACCGGCCCUGCCUGAACCGCCACAGCUCCAGCAGCGGGGCUCUCUUCAACCCCUCCCACGGCCACACGGUCGCGCCGCGACUGAGCGGCCCGGUCCUCUCCACCUGCAGUACGCCCUCCAGCCACCGGAGGCCGCUGGCUCCCGUGCAUCCGCCACCUCACCAGGGUUCCAGCUCGCUGGGGAUGCUGAGGAGAAGCCGUACCCUGCACCACCGCCCCCCGCAGCAAGAGUACCGGCGUAGGGCCAGCCACCCGGCCUCGCCCUCCUAUUGCGCUGCCACCCUGCACCACUGCGGAGGGGUCCCGCCUCAUGGCGUCCUGCAGCCGGGCCUGCCGGAGGAAAGCGAGAUGGGGGCGGACGUUAUGGCUUCCCCUCUCUCUGCGCAGCAGCACCCAGUGCACAUCCGGGUGCCCAGCACCCACGAGUUGCAUUACAACGCCGGCCCCAACGCCCACCACGACUGGUGGCAGCAAAUGAGCUUGAUGCCCGACCCGCUGGCGGCGGAGCGAGACGAGCAGAUGGAAAGGCAACAAAUGGAGAAAAGUCUGGAGAGGGAGGCGCAGAUUCAAGAGGAGCUGGAGCGAGAGAUGCAAAGGAGCCGAGCGGCCAGGGAGCAGCGGCACCUCCAGGGGGCGCUCCACCCCGCCCAGCCGGGGGACGUCAACGACACGUGGCCCAAGCCGGCGAGUCGCCAGUCCCAGGGUGGCGGCGGAGGAGCCCGAGGCCUUUACAGCACCCUCGAGGGCCACACAGGAGCAACCCCGACGACCAUUGCUCCGGAUUCAAAGAACGACCGAGCGGACGCUCAGCCGCCGACUUCCGCUCCGCAACCCAAAGCCGGCGCAACCUCCCGGGUGUCCAGGAACCAGCUGUUAAGGGAUCGUGCGUCGCAGCUGGCCGACGAGCGCAGCGGGAUGAGCACGGACGAAGAGACCAGCGCCGACAUGCUGCUGGGUCGCUACUGGAGCCGGACGGAGAGGAGAGAACACUUCCUGCUGGCCCGCGAGCAGAAGCAGCAGCAGGCCAGGGGAGGGGGGGCGUCCGGCUUGGGGUCCGGGCCGCCCCGCUCCCCCGUGCCCGACGCCCGGGUGGGCGGCGGGCUGAUGGACGCGCGCUGCAACACGGUGCUGGAGAUGAGCCAGAGGAAGCUGAGUCGUCUGAGGAACCGCAAGAUGUUGGACGACUGGACCACGGUGGAGGAGCUGCUGACUCACGGGACCAGACUGGACAGCCACGACCAGGCCAUGCUGUGCGCCAGCCCCCUGCUCACCGUCACCACCGUCUAGAAUGGGGAUUCUCAAACCCCCCACCCCCCCACUCCCCACUCUCACACACACACAGGGAAAACCUUUCCAAGGGACAGGAAUGAAAAAUUUACAUAGUUCCCCAGAAAAGAAAUGCUACCUUAUCAUGUCAGGAUGAAGUCCUCAUCCUCCGAGAAUACAUUUUUCAAGAUGAAAUAUUUUUUUGGGUGAAGUCACAGUUCAAGAGUGCAAUUCCUUCUUAUAAUAUUACACAUUUAAUUCCAUAAAAUUUAUCGUCUACUAAAAUGGGAAAACGUCCCCUCAAAAAAAAAAAA